Molecule: messenger RNA, 552 nt
Organism: Biomphalaria glabrata
Lineage: Eukaryota; Metazoa; Mollusca; Gastropoda; Planorbidae
Exons: 1
Coding region: 1-552 (183 amino acids)
Source: RefSeq, a predicted model, not a curated record
AUGGAUCCUGUCUGCUGUGAGAUGAAGUUGUCCAGCUCCUACCUCUGCACUGAGACUAAUUCUAUCAAGUUGUCUAGCUCCUACCACUGCACUGAGACUAAUUCUAUCAAGUUGUCUAGCUCCUACCACUGCACUGAGACUAAUUCUAUCAAGUUGUCUAGCUCCUACCACUGCACUGAGACUAAUUCUAUCAAGUUGUCCAGCUCCUACCUCUGCACUGAGACUAAUUCUAUCAAGUUGUCUAGCUCCUACCACUGCACUGAGACUAAUUCUAUCAAGUUGUCUAGCUCCUACCACUGCACUGAGACUAAUUCUAUCAAGUUGUCUAGCUCCUACCACUGCACUGAGACUAAUUCUAUCAAGUUGUCCAGCUCCUACCUCUGCACUGAGACUAAUUCUAUCAAGUUGUCUAGCUCCUACCACUGCACUGAGACUAAUUCUAUCAAGUUGUCUAGCUCCUACCACUGCACUGAGACUAAUUCUAUCAAGUUGUCUAGCUCCUACCACUGCACUGAGACUAAUUCUAUCAAGUUGUCUAGCUCCUACCACUGA